Penicillium mononematosum is the source of this 189-nucleotide messenger RNA. RefSeq lists its product as uncharacterized. The transcript is spliced from 2 exons. NCBI's taxonomy places the organism in Eukaryota, Fungi, Ascomycota, Eurotiomycetes, Eurotiales, Aspergillaceae. The coding region runs from base 1 to 189 and encodes 62 amino acids. The record is from RefSeq and is a predicted model, not a curated record.
AUGCAUCUUGCUAUUCCUCCCGCCCCUGUUCGCAAUCCCGGAAAAGGCUUCAAAACACAGCCCAAGAAGGCACGAACUGAGAAAGUCUCGACAGAUGAUGAAUCUGUACAGACGUCUUCGGGGUACUCGUUCAAAAAGUCAUUUCGGAAAUCUAUGACCAAUACCUUUGCUUCUCGCACCAGAACGUGA